Messenger RNA from Patiria miniata (bat star), 13716 nucleotides. Its product is annotated as sacsin-like. The record is from RefSeq and is a predicted model, not a curated record. The transcript has 5 exons. NCBI's taxonomy places the organism in Eukaryota, Metazoa, Echinodermata, Asteroidea, Valvatida, Asterinidae. The coding region runs from base 263 to 13375 and encodes 4370 amino acids. Gene Ontology annotation, molecular function: Hsp70 protein binding.
CUGCCAUCAUUUCUGCGGGGAACCGUGAGCAUGCUGUUGCGAUUUCAAAUUCAUCGGAUCGGAAAACUCCACAAAUCGUCCGGGAGAUUAUAAGUGGUCCUCGAUCACUACAUGUGUAGCUUCUUCUGAUGUCUUCGACGCACUCACAAUGCAUGAUCGACAUUGAUCUUGAGAUGAUUGACUUUGCCUACGGAGAGAGGAAAUAAAUCCGACUCAGUAUGUACAUUUGCUACGAGCUCAUCUAGCGCAGAAUUGAAGCACAAUGUCAGACUCCAGUGAUGAUGAUUUUGGGCAAAAGUUACCACCGCUACACAUCUACCUUAAGAGGGUUCUGGACAAAUACCCGGAAGGUGGACAGAUCUUGAAGGAGCUUGUGCAGAAUGCAGAUGAUGCAGAAGCAAAGAAUGUCGUUUUCCUUUACGACAAGUCGCAGCAUCCAAGCCAUCAAUUGUGGUCUGAGACAUUGAAGGACUUCCAAGGACCAGCCCUGUAUGCCUACAAUGAUGCAACCUUUCAGAAGCAAGACUGGUACAACAUCCAGCACCCUGAGCAGAGUGGGAAGCUGGAAGAUCUUUCCAAGGUUGGGAGGUUUGGCCUAGGCUUCAUAUCCGUCUACCAUCUUACAGACAUGCCCUGCAUCAUCAGUGGAAAGAAAAUCGGUUUCUUGGACCCACUAGAGAAGCACUUCAUCCAUGACCCACACACCAACACAAGAUACAGAGGCAGACGUGGUAAGAAGUGGAAGAUGACAUCCGAUCUCCUGGCUGAAUUUCCAGACCAGUUUUCACCUUAUCUGAUUGACUUGUUUCACUGUAAUCACAACAACUUUGACAAUGGUAAAUUAGAGGGUACUAUUUUUCGCUUUCCGUUGCGAACCAGCGAAUCACUGAUCAGUAAGUCGGUUUUCACUAAUCGUAAGCGUAUGCUUGACCUCUUUGCGUCAUUCCAGAGAGAUGCAGAGAUAUCCAUGUUGUUUCUCAAGCAUGUAGAAUCCAUAAGCGUUUACGAGAGAGACCAAAGGUCUGAGAAUCCUAGGCUUAUCUGUAGAGUACAGAUCCACCAAGAAGAUCGUCAGCAGCUUCAUAUGGACAGAACGACAUUCCUGAGCCGGAUUCUCUUGAAGCAAGACAUUCAAACCAUGAGCAGUGUGCGUAUCGAGAAGCAAACUGCACAACAGACAGCUCAAACGACCAGCAGAUACAUCACCUUGAACAUCUUAAAGAACCAGAGUACAUCCAGACGUCUCCAGGAACUGAGCCAAGAUGAUGAAUUGAAGUUGCUGCCAUGGAUGGGGAUGUCCUUCCGAAUUAGCUUCGCGGGAGGUUUAGGUGACGAACAGCAAAGUGGCCGUGUGUUUUGCUUCCUACCAUUGCCAGAGAGUGAGAGGACUGGAUUACCAGUCCACGUUCACGGCUACUUUGGUCUUGGAGACAACCGUCGCAGUAUCAAGUGGCCAGAUCAAGAGUCCCAGCAUGACAACAAGGCACUCUGGAACAAGCUCCUCACACAGGAAGUCUUUCCUGAAGUCUAUGCAAAGGUCAUCCAAGCUGCUAUAAAGAAGAGUAAAGAUCCCUCUGAUCCAACGCAGCCGUUAGAUGUGUAUAGAGCAUGGCCUUCAACCGGGCACGUUAAGGCAAAUUGGUCGGCAGGAGUCCGAAACUUCUUGCAGCUGUUAGCAAACGAGCCCAUCUUGUACACAGAACAUGAUGGCGGCUCCUGGAUGAAGCUAAAGGACCUGUAUGUUGACCCAAAGGGAAGUGCUUUGGUUGCAAAAGUGCUGAGAAUCAAAGGUUGUCCAGUUGCACAGCCUCCAAACCACAUUCUCGAGUCUCUUCGAUGGGCAGGUGUGAGUUACAACACGGUUACACCUGCACUCGUGAGACAGUACAUCAGAGGGGAUCCACUGCGGUUCCUGUCACGUGACGAGAAGUUAAAGCUUCUUAAGUAUGUGACUAGUGACACAGUUUGUGAUCUGAAUAACCUGUGUCUACUUCCCUUGCAGAGUGGUGAUUUCGUUACGUUUCGUAAGAAUGCGCCAAAAGUGUACAUUGCAACCACAGAGAAUCCAAGUUCUCUGAUCCCAAAUGGGGCAUCAAGAUUCGCUGCAAGUGAACUCCCAGCUUCACUGCAGACAGAUCCCAGAAUAGAGCAAUACACACAGCUUAAACACCUUGGCGUUAAUGAUGUGGCACCUCUAUUGAAAGAGAUGCUUCCAAGCACAUGGAGAGGCGGAACAGAUGAUACCGUACCAUGGACCCCAGGACAGGGCCAACAACCAACAAAGGAGUGGUUGGCGGAGUUUUGGAGAUGGUUGGUGAAAACAGAUCUUGACGCAUUCAAAGGUGUUCCCCUCAUUCCGGUAGCACACGAUCGCAUUGCCAGACUACAACAUAAUAGGCUCAUUUGCCAGGCACAGGCGGGAGGCUCUAAUUGGCGUUCUCCAGCACGCUUAUCCGAUAACAUCUGCUUCUUUCUGGAGUCUGUCGGAGCAGUUGUUAUACGUGAUCUCCCAUCUUAUGUAAGUGAUCAUCCACGCAUCAACAGAUUUGUUAGUGCUGCAACGCCUGAAGGAGUAAUCACUAUCCUAGAAGCAUGCACCCACAAUAACAUUGUUGAACACGUCAAGAGAUUAGCUGCAAGCACAAAAGACGAACUGCGAGCAUUCUUUGCAAAAGCCCAGCAUUUUACGACCCGGCAAAGUGACAUCUUGAAGUCUCUUCCUUUCUUUCUAGGAAGUGAUGGGAAAUAUGUCUCAGUGAAGACAUGUCCACUUGCAGUCCCCGGUGACUAUUUUGGGUUACCAGUGAAAGCUUUGAGACGCCGAUGUCUUAUUAUAAGAUCUGACGAGUCAGACAACCUGCUGACACGACUCGGGGUUCACAAGCAACCAGUCGAUGAGUUUCUACGAAUAAACGUCCUCCCUGCAGUACAGGAAAGGUUCUAUAGUGACGGUGAUUCACUGAAGAUCAUGAACUGGGUCUUGGAGCAACCAAGAUUUGACGAAUUGGUGGCAGACCUCAAGUUUAUUCCGAUUUCUGAAGGCAGAGCAAGUCCAAAGGGGCUGUUUGAGCCCACUAAAACCCUGCAGGUGAUGUUUAGAGGCAGCAGCAAGUUUCCGGUGGGACCUUAUUCCAAAGGCCGACUGUUAAUCAACUUGAAACGGGUCGGACUCAAAACAGAGGAAGACGUGGCAGCUGAUGAUAUUUUGAGGUGUGCAAAUGAGGUUUCGCGAACAACAGGUCGGGCUAAUGUUGAAAGGGGAUCAGUCCUAUUACAACACAUCAACCGCUAUCCAGGUAUCCUACGUCAGCAAGUCAAGAGGAACAGGAUAUGUAAAGCACUAUAUAAGUUUCUUGAAGACUUGUCUUGGGUUCCGUGUGUAGCUUCACGGCCUGCUAACUACCCUAACAAGGCUGGUUGGAUUGCAAACUCCCAUACACUCUACUCACCCACACAAGUAGGACUCAUUGAUUCUGCUCUGCUUCAAGGCUCUGUGCUUCCUCUUGUCAGUUUACGUGACGUCAGAGAUGAACUACUGGAUGCCUUUGGAUGGAAAAAGAAUCUUGAUCCCAGCAACUACCAACACGUGGAACGAGUUGUGCUUCAUCUGAAGAAUGUAGCAAACAGCUACCAGAAUGUUCAUGGUAAUGUGUAUCUCGUUUCUCAUACCGUUUCUGAGAUAUAUUCCUUCCUCAUUCGAGCAGAGAACGUACAGUUGAGCCACCUUUUUCAUCAGCACAUGAAAGCCUCACAACCAUGGGUGUGGCAUGGUUUUGGGUUCACUACUCCUGACAAAAUGGCCAUGAGCAAUGGGACACUUGGCAUUACGUUGACCCCUUAUCUACGCCUUGUUCCUCAGGAUUGUGUCCAGUACAAACGUUUCCUAAACAACAUGGGUGUCCAGGAGACCUUCCAAGACAGCGCUCUUUGCGAAGUGCUGCAAAUUGUCAGUCAAAAGCAUGGAGCCAACUCGGUUACCAAUAAAGAGGAUUACGAGACUGACUUAAAUCUUGUCUGCAACAUCUUACGGCACAUGGUAAACCAAGAACGAUUUGACAACAAGAUGUCGGGAAUCCUCGUUCCAUGUAGAAUUCGGAGAGGAGAAAGAAAGCUACACAUGGCAAGCUCAUCUCAGUGCCUGUAUGUUGAUGAGGAGAGACUUGCAAGGCAGAUAUUCGAAGAAGGUUCCCAAGACUUCGACAGGCCAAUAAUUCAUGAGUUAAUACCGAACUUGGUGGCUCAGAGAUUAGGAUUGCAACCACUGAGUCAUGUGAUUGCUCCUGUUGAAGCAGUAGAAUAUGGAUACGAGGUUGCCGGUCCACACGAGACGACAGUAAAUGCAAUCAAGCGAAAUCUUGACAUGUACAAGGAAGGGCCUGGAAUCUUUAACGAGUUGAUUCAAAAUGCUGAUGAUGCUGGAGCUACUGAAGUCAAAUUCCUUCUAGACUGGCGCGACAACAAGCAAACAGCUCACGACCUUCUGGGUGAAGGAAUGAAGUUAUGUCACGGACCUGCUCUCUGGGCUUAUAACGAUGGCAUUUUCUCAAAAGAUGAUAUUACAAAUAUCUGCAAUAUAGCGGCCCAGAGCAAAAAAGAUCAGCUGGACAAAGUUGGGAGGUUCGGAUUGGGAUUUACGUCAGUUUAUCACUUGACAGAUGUUCCAAGUGUUGUCAGCGGACCCUAUGUACUCAUUUGUGAUCCAAGAACAACCCAUCUUGGGUCCCGUGUUAAGCCGGCACAACCAGGCAUCAAACUUGAUCUGACAUAUGACAACCACAGACGGACGCUUGAGAGUUAUCCGAACCAGUUCCAACCAUACAAUGGCAUCUUUGGUUGUAAGCUGCCAGAGGCUGCACACUUCGAGCACACACUCUUUAGGUUACCACUGCGGACAAAAGCGGAAGCCGAUGGCCAACAGCCCAAUCAAAUUUCAGAUUCUGUCUUUGAUUCCAAAAAGAGUACAGACCCAUUGUUAAAGGCUUUGCAGAAGUCGGUGUCUACUCUGCUCCUCUUUACCCAGAACGUGAAUAAAGUUACCGUGGAACAGCUUGAGUCUCAAAACAUCAAGAACAUGACAACAGUGAUGUCUGUCACUGUUUCACAGGUCAGACAGCUGCCACGGUCAAUUACAGCACCAACAAAUAACUUGAAAACUCAACGUGGUAUCCUGAAGGCAACAGCAAAACGUUUGAAAGUCCCAGACCAAGGCCUUCCAGUUCCAGAAACAACCAUGAUUGUGAAGAUGAAUCAAGAAACGUGCAUAUUGGGCGUAGCUGCCAAAAAGAAACCAAAGCAAAAAACAUGUCACUUCAUCGUGAGCUCCUGCAUGGCAACAGGAAGGCCUCUAGAUCUCGCUCUCACCAAAGAGGGCAUCAAAGCUGGAGUUAUGCCAUGUGGUGGGGUUGCAGCACAAUUAAAAUCUGGUGAAAGAGGGUUGACCCCUGAAUCCACACAGGGUAAGGCCUUUAGCUAUCUCCCUCUUGAUGUCUCCACCGGGUUACGCGUUCAUGUCAAUGGCAACUUCCUGCUUCAACCUAACCGCCGCCAGCUGUGGAGCAAACCCUCAUCUGACACGGGAGAAUUUGAGACCCGUUGGAAUAUCUGCUUCAUGGAAUCAGUCUUGUUGCGUGCUUUUUUGAAUCUACUGAAAGAUCUUCAAAUGUUGCAAGGACAAGGUGUUGUCGAUACUCGCAACUUCCAGUGUUUGUGGCCAAGAUGGAGUGAGUCCGAAAGUGACUUUCAUCCUUUCGUUAAAGCCUACUACAGGGAGAUAGGAACUAGUGGCGAUGCCCCAGAAGUAUUCUUUGUCCAAAGUAAGUGGGUAUCAGUGCAUCAAUGCUUCUUCACUGAUUGGAGUCGGACAGAUCCAGAACAACUGAGACGAAGCAUAAAAGCCGUGCUAGACAAGCAUCAGGACCCGAAACGAUGUGUGGAACUGGGAAAAGAUGUAGUUCACAGCAUCAAUCAAGCAGGCGCUCAAGGGGUUUUCGACCGCAACACCUUCAACAUCCAGCGAUUCUUGUCUGAGGUAUUCUUUCCGAUGUUGGAGAAUAACCCUCAUGACAUCGAGUCGACACACAGGAACAGUAUUGUUCUUCACAUGUUGGACCUUCGUCUUGGAGAAAGAAAACUUGCAGAUUAUGAUGAAUCACUGAGGGCUACAGAGUGCAUACCGACCUCCCCAGAAGGCGAAGACUUGGCAAGACCUCAGGAUUUGGUGAAUCCCGAAUCACCAGUUGGAUCACUGUAUAGCGAGACUGACUGUCGGUUUCCACAUGGGGAGCAGUACCGUAAACAAGAACGUCUUUUGUCUUUAUUCCAGCUAGGAAUGGCUUCACAUGACUUAUCUUGGGAUGAUAUCUGUGAGAGAGCCCAAUCAUUGUCAGAGGGGGAGAAUGUUGACCAGAGAUGCGUAACUCUUCUGAAGCUGAUCGAUGAAAAACUCAGAAGGUAUGACGAACCGACACCCGAUCAAAGGAAACAAAUCCGGCAGGCAGCUUUUCUUCCAGUCCUGAAGAAGCCCCCAGGCUAUCCUAUCGAUUGGUUUCAGACUGACGACGAGUUUAUGCCAGCAGACAUGCUUCAUACACGAGAACACAAGAACCUUCUUGGUUCAGUUCGACCACUCUUGGACGAGAAGAGAUUGGGGUCUGACGCAAUGAGUGACAAGGUCAAAACCUUUCUGGGUUUCACAGGAAAACAAUUUGCAGUUGGUGAUGUCACUGCACAGCUUGUUAUUCUAAUUGAUCGAGCACCUAAGUCGGCUGUGCAAACAUCUGCUAUGGUGCGCAGCAUAUAUUCAUUCCUCCAGAGCACAAUCUGUGCAGUGUCUCCAAACGGUGAUGUUACUAUCAAAGAAGAGCACCGUGCUGCUGUUAACGAACUUCGUUCAAUGGGAUUUGUCUUCUGUGAUGGCAAAUUCAGAGAGUGUACGCAACUAGCUUUUAACUACGAAGGCAAACAUGGACCAUAUCUGUACAAAGUUUCCCAUGAGCUAAUUUCAUUCAGCAACCUGUUGCGGAUUUGCGGUGUAAGAGAUCGUUUUCAGCUGGAGGAUUUUCUUCUCGCUCUCCAGCUUCUAAAGAACACCCAUGGUGAGAAACCUCUAAAUCAAUCAGAACUGAAAACCGCGACGUCGAUGUUGUCAGAAGUUGUGUCAUUGUUGACAGGAAAGCAUGGAGAACAUGCUGAAGGUAGCCAGCAAAGCAGCUUGCAAACAGGCUUAAUCUAUGUCCCAGAUAACUGUGGGAUCUUGCGGUCACCCGAAGAACUGACAUAUAACGAUAUUGAAUGGGAGGGAAGUCGUGACGAAGAGAAGUACACACAUCCAGAUAUAACAUCCCGCGAUGCUCAGGUUUUGAAUAUCAUCACACAAAGGCAGAAGUACAUCGGUAGCUGCUCACCGUUGCAUGGUUUUGCAAUAGAUUUCGGCCAGAGUGAAGAAUUAACGGAUCGUCUGAAAAACAUACUGGGGGCGUAUCCAAACGUCUCUGAUGUAUUCAAAGAGCUUCUUCAAAAUGCCGAUGAUGCAGGAUCAACAGAGAUACACUUCGUUUAUGACCCACGUUAUCACGAAGCAAAGAAGGUCGUAUGUGAUUCCUGGGCUGCCGUAGGAGAACUUCCAUCGCUCUGUGUGUAUAAUGACAAGCCAUUCACUGAAGCAGACAUCAAAGGCAUUCAAAAGGUAGGCGUUGGUGGAAAGAGAGACGACAUAACAACAACUGGGAAGUUUGGAAUCGGUUUCAAUGCAGUCUACCACCUGACUGAUUGCCCGAGUUUCCUGAGCAACAGUGACACCCUUUGUGUGUUUGAUCCGCUGUUGAUGUUAUCUCCAGAGACGAAAAAGUCUUCACCAGGGAUGCAUCUAAUGGCAAACGAUCGGUUCAGGGAGAAAUUCCCUGACAUGUUGAGAGGAUAUCUUGAGGAUAUACCAGCCUUUAGUGGAAAGGGGGGAACAAUUUUCCGAUUACCACUCAGAACACAGCCAUCAGGGCUCUCCAGAGAGACUUACCAUUCAAGCAGAGUGCAGGAAUUGCUUGGUGACUUCAAGAAGGUGUCCCAGGAAGCACUUCUUUUCUUGAACAACAUCAAAUCGAUCAGUGUUUCGUGUAUUGAUGAGCACACCAACAAACUGACAACAGAGUACCAUAUCAGUGCAAAGUUAUCGGAACAAGAUGAAGAACGACGUGCAAGGUUCACGAAGCACCUCAAGCUUUUCACUGAUAACCCCUCUGAGACAGUUGAGCCGAUGUCCCUUGUCUACAAUCUCGUGACAAGUGACUCACAUGGCGCAGAACAAACAUGGCUCAUUUCUCAGAGGCUGGGGUUUGAAGGUUCUCCUGCUGAAUGUAUGCCAGCUUUAAGCCUAAAAAGGCCCCUUCCCCGUGGUGGAGUAGCCGCUCUCCUCAGGGACAGCAGACCGGUGAUGGCAGCAAGUCAGCUGCACAAGGCCUACUGCUUUCUCCCGCUGCCGGUGCACACCGGAUUACCAGUGCAUGUGAAUGGGACGUUUGAGUUGGAUUCGGCAAGAAAGAAUCUCGCAAAAGGCGACGAUUAUACGAUGGUUGAUUCUUCUGACGAGAGUGGUCUCAUCCAUAGAUGGAACCGAAUACUUGUGCAACAUGUGCUUGCCCCGGCCUAUGCUACAUUAAUUGAGCACGCCGGAGGAAUACUACUUGGGGUAGCUGAUACCGAGUCUUUGAAACAGCACCUUUCGCAGUAUGAUGACCUUUUCCCAAAGCGUUUGGAGAACUAUCAUGGAGAGUGGAAACUCCUGGCAAAGGCGACGCUCCAGUACAUCGGUAGGAAAAACCUGAAGGUUUUACCUGUUGUGCGUCAAACCAAAGAUGCUGUCACAACUACCUGGCAUCAUCCAAAUAGUGUUGACAGUCUUGCUUUCACGGAUAACUUCGAUCCGGCAUUGCCUGAAGCAGGUGUGAGCUUAGUGAGAGAUGAUGAAGUACGGGAUUUAAUACGCUCCUUUUUGCUGAGGGUCAACUUUAACCUGCUGGCCAGCUCCCGGAAUAUAUGUUUGGCGUUUCAAGCUUGUGGUGUCGAGGCAAAGUUUGUAAAUCCAAAGUCAGUAGUUCAACAUCUUUCUUCUCACCCAGUGGCACAGGCCCUCCCUGCUCCUUUGGAGACAACCGAUUUCAAGAACAUCAAGACUCUUCAUACUGUGUUUGAGUACUGCCUUGAAGGUGUCGAAAAUCCAGCUGAGUUGAACGGCUUACCCAUCCGUCUGACGAAUGAUUGCAUACUGCGUGAGUUUUCAACAAGUGAUGGUUCAUAUGUGACGGACCACACCAUGGUACUACCUUUUCUGAAGGAUAUAUUCCUUCACAGCAGGCUUGUUUCAUCUUGCAUUGCUUGGUUCAAGAGGAAAGAGAAUUCCGAGGCAGCUUAUAGCAGUGGAGUGCUUAAGCAGUUUACCAUCACUGAGCUUGCCCAACACCUUGGGAAGCAUCUGCCAGAGAGCUGGCAAGGUUGCAAUCAGCACGUAGAGUGGACGCCAGACACAGAAGGCCAUCCCUCCGAGUCGUGGCUUGGACACCUUUGGGCAUUCAUCUGCAGCGAGACAUUACAGGAUUCCUCCCUCGAUUGCAUCAACCACUGGCCAAUAUUCCCCACUACGUCGGGAAAACUGGUGCCACCUUCUUUGUCCAAAACUGUGUUACUCCUGCAAAACCAAGUAGGGUUAGGGAUGGAAAUAGCCAAUGUGCUGCGCAAACUUGGUCUCCCUCUUAUUUCGCGGACCCUUAUGUGUGAGCUCAGGACAACCUUCCUCACUGGUACUCAAGUGCAAGUACACCAUGCACCACCACGACUAGACGAACUACUUGCGAAACACCUAGCCCUGCCAGCCUCAAGACAAGAUGUGACAGAUGUGAUCGCAUUCGUGCUAAAAACAGGCGGAGGCUUUGGUCGUCUGACGCUCCAAGAGUGCGACACUCUACUUCAUUAUUUCCAAGAGGACGAGAAUCUGUCGGAGGACAGCAAGAAGACUAUCAAAAAGCUCUCAGUUUUCAAACUUCUAAAGGAACAAAACACCACUGAUCUUCACCGCUACGAUGACUACCACACUGCAGAAGGCUACGCGAUGUUGAUGGUUGAGUCCAAGACAUGGAUGGACAACAUGCACUGUGUUAUUCUGGAGCCCAAUCGUAGCUUGAAUCUGAUCUACGAACAGCUAGGAAUAACGCCCAUCACACAAGCUGACAUGUAUCUCAAGUACAUACUUCCAAGCUUCCUAUUGCUCAGUCAAGAGGGUCGAUUACAGCACGUCAAAUUCAUCAGAGACAGCGUUCUAGGCAAAGCUUCAGAACAGGAGAGGAAAGAAAUUAUUGAGCGUCUUUCCCACAUUGCGUUCAUUCCAGACAGAACGGGUAUACCUCGACAAGCAUGCUUUUUUUACGACGGUGAUAACUCUGUUUUCAAAGCGUUGAUUGAUCCAAUAAAGCUACUGCCUGAAUCCAUGGGAACCCUGAAAUGUUUCCUGGAAAGGAUUGGUCUCCAUUCAACAGUUACUCAAGCCGACUUCCUACAGUUUUCACAGGAGGUAGAAAAAAGGUCGGGUGAGGUCAAAGACAAGAACGAAAGAGAUGCAUUGUGUCGCAUUUCUCGUCUUCUGACAGAUCAACUGAAUUUCAACAAAGAGCUCCGCAAUCCAGACUUCCUGAAGAAAAUCUGUACGAUUAAGUUCGUUCAGUCGGUGACAAUCAAGAAAGAGCUGCUUGACAUCCACCCUGCAUGUUCUUUGACGAGCAGUGAUAACAAGAAAGUACCCCCAUUCGUUGCAUACAAAGGAUCAGUGUCGGGGGAACAUUUGGAGCUCGUCUGGUCAGUUUGUGUGAUACUACCGAAUGGGGCCAUACCGAGAGACGACAAACUAACUAAGGACGUUACUGUUCAUGAAUGCCUUGGAAUUGAAAACGUGAUUGUUGACAAAGUUGUUUCGCACACCCAAAACAUCUGUGGGCUGAUGGAGACACACAAUGCGAUUCACAAGAAAGACACACUGCCUUCAGAACAGAGAAAGACGUUCAAAGGCGUCAUGGGUAAGAUUUUGGGCUUCUUGAAUGGAAGCAUGCGUAAGCACAGUGAUGACAUUAAACGUCGGUUGAAGUGCACUCCAGUAUGUCUUGUGGAGGAAGGCAGUGUAUUGGUCAGAGCAGAUCAGUUAGUAUUUGAAAUGGACAAACAUCUAGAGCCCUCUUUGCGACCGUACUUGUACAAAGCGCCACGAGAAUUGUCCGAUUUCGAUCCUGUCUUCAAACUGCUUGGAGCCCAGGAGUCAUGUUCCUUGGACCAACUGGCAGGAGUUUUGGCGUCAAUGAAAGUGGAAUGUGGUGAUGAACGUCUGGGUCCCAACGAAAAGAAUACAGCCGUGUGUGCUGUAGGAGCAAUAAUUGGCCUGUUGGACAGUGGGAACGGUCAAUCAAGGUUUUCUGUACCCGAGCUGUAUUUGCCAAAUACAGAAUACUUCAUGAGGAGGUCGACAGAUCUUUAUUAUGCCGACCCAAACCAAAUGGAUCAAUACAACCUUGCAUCCACAGACAGAGAAUUCGUCCUUCCCUUAAAGCAGUGCGGAUUUGAGGUUCAGGAUGAAAUGAGGCUCAUUGAACUUCUUCAAGAGUCUCUCCGACCUAAGAAUCUUGGUGAUGAGAUGAAUGAGAAGCCGUUAGAAACCAAUAAAGACUGUCCUGCUGGACAGCAUUGUGAGUAUCUGGAAGGUGUUAAGCGAAAGGUGAAAUCAGAGGAGAUGACUCGAGUCUUGCUAAGACUUAAGCAACACCAGUCCGAAAACAAACAACUAAGUGCUGACAUCAAACAGCACAUAGUACAACUCCAGCAAUUUGACAAAUUCGUCUGCAAAGUGGAAUUGAAAUUUGGCUUAUACGACAAGAAUGGGCAUAAGAUUGCUGAACGGAAAUACUCCCGGGAAGCGUACUUCAACAAAUCCACAAAUGAAAUAUGCCUACGGCACUCUUCGCCAUCUCAGCAAAGGGGUCCUACUUCCAGACAAAUCGCAAACAGUUGCAACGCACUCCUAGAACAUCUGUUGGAUGUGUAUCAUUUGAGUAUCUUUAUAAGUGUCUUGGACUGUAAGAGUCUGGACAAGAUGAAUUUGAUUCUUUCCCAGUCUGAGAUCCCCGAGUACGAUAUCACAGCAAGAGCUCUCCAACCGGACGAGUACAGACCAGGAACUCUUAUACCAAGCGAUAUCCAUCACCUGCUUGAUCACGAUCCGUACAACCUUUUCCGCGAAGGUGAGAUAGUAGGUUAUGAAAGAAACAUUGACGAAGGCGACCAGUUGCAGUAUGAUGACAAUGACGACCUUGCUGAUGGUGCUACUGAGAAAAUCUAUGCAAAAAUCCUUGAGCAGAUUGACAAGAGGGAUGAGACAGUCAAUUUAUCGAGACAAUACAAAAUUGACGUUGGAAGAAAGGAUCCCAUCACUGUUAAAGUGACUACCCUAUAUAAAUUUCUGCGACCAAAGAAACAGCCAGACAUGACAGUCGUUCCUUUCACUGGGGAACCUACAUCUGAUGUCCCACCUGCGGCGCAUUUUGACCGAGCUCUUCCAGAAGACAUGCAGAAAGACGAAGAGCAGAUUAAGAAGGAGGUUGACGAGGUAUUUGGACUACCGCCAGAAGAACGCAAAAAGGUUUUGCAUCGUCUCUUUCGCAAGUGGCAUCCCGAUAAGAAUCCAGGCCAGCAGGACCGUGCCAAUAAGGCAUUCCAAUUCCUCAAACAGGAAAUUGAAAGGCAUGAAAGGGGCUAUGAGUCCAACCAGCGGUGUUCUAAUCAAUAUUCCAACUGGGAGUCAGAGGUUAAUAGGGACAGGGAGGAAGCCAGAAGAUAUCAAGAGAGGUAUUACCAAAGUCGGUCCAGCGCUAGUUCAAACAGAUCAUAUGAUAACUUUGUACCACCGUCCUUUACCAGAGAGACCCCAGAUCCACGAAAAGCACGGCUGUGGUUCCGUCAGGCCAAGGAACACCUAAAGGUUGCAGAGCAGACGAGUCAACAUGACCCAGUUCCGACUCAAUGGAUAGCCUUCCAAGUACAUCAGGCCGCAGAAACUGCUCUUAAAGCAGCUCAGUACAGUCUGGAUGGACGUCCGGAUAUAGAGAGUAACGAUCUAAUAUCUCUAGCAAGUGCUGUUGACCAACACAGGGACGUAACCUCUAACCGAGUGUCUGAAGUAACACAUGAACUAGUUCGUCUGAGUUGUGACUUCAGAAAACCUCGCUACCCGCAGAGGAACUCAAAGACAAGUGGACAGGAGUACAGUGAUUUCCGCACAGCAGAAGUUUUGAAGAAGUGUGGAGAACUGCUGAACCUUGUCCAAGAAAUCAUCGGUAUCAGGUUGUUUUAAACAACAUGAUACGAAGCUGAAACAAGAAGCUUCAUUCCCUUAUGACAAUAAAUGAACAAGUGGCUGGAAGAGCCUAACUGUUCAUUUGUGGGAAAUUUGUUCACUUCAUUUUUAGUAUGCUAAAUGUCCCGUCUAUCUUUCAUCUGACAUAGAAUAUGUACGCGUACCUUCGAUGCAUACAUGCUUAGUCAGAGAUACCCGAGCCAGGAGGAACUGCAGCUUUUGAAGCUGACUUUGAAAACGCUAAUUUAAUAUUUUACCAUUUAUAUAUGUACGCACUGAGCAACUAGGUAGGGAGAUUAUACUGCUUUGAAAUAAAAUUUGGACACUGUCGAAAGCUU